CAGUUUUCAGAGCCGCACUGCGUUGCUUAGCAGCUAGAGAGAGAGGACUCUGACUACUUCACGGUCGCUUUUCUGCCGGACUUUUGCCCUUCUUCAUUUUGUCAUCUGCACUUUCAUUGAAAAACUAUUUCAAAGUCUUGAUAACCAAGAUGUCCAAUACCGUGACACUAAAGGGACCCUCUCCAUGGGGUUUUCGCCUGGUGGGAGGACGGGAUUUUAGCACACCGUUAACCAUCUCCAGGGUAACACCUGGCAGCAAGGCAGCCCAAGGUGACUUGUACCCGGGUGACACCAUUCUGGCUAUCAAUGGGGACAGCACUGAGCACAUGACGCACAUGGAGGCUCAGAACAAGAUCAAAACGUGCACUCAGCAGCUCACACUCAGCAUAAUCAGAUCGGGAUCCGGAGAUCGAGUGUGGUCGCCUACAGUCAGCGAAGAUGGCAAGAUAAGUCCUUACGCAGAGCCUGACGCACAGAAUUUCCGUCCCAUCACCAGUGUUUCUGGCAGUUACGGUCGUAAACCGUCUUACACCUCUGAACCGCAGUCCCCACUUGCUCCUCAGCCUACUCACCUGAAUAAUGGGAACAGCAGACCUAACAACGGCCACAGCUACGGAUAUGGGAAUGGGACUGGGCAGCCACAGUACAACAACCCAGCAGGGCUUUAUGCUCUCAAUGGCAGCAACGGAGACAGAUCCCUGCCAGGCAAGAUGGGGGGUCUUAGCCUCAGUGCCACACACAGCCCAGAGCCUCCUCCACAGUCUCCAGUGAGCCGUAAUGGUUUCGACCCCCAGUCAGACGUCUACAAGAUGCUUCAGGACUAUGAAGAGCCCGUCUCUGCCCCCAAACAGUCUGGAUCCUUUAAAUACCUCCAGGAGAUUCUAGAUGCUGAGGAUGGAGGUUUGUCACCAACAGAAAGGAUGAGAAGCUUAAGGUCUCCAGUCAGGUCUCCGAUACCAAAACUAGGAAGCCCAAUUCCCCCUCCAACGACUGGUCUGCAGAAGCUGCCCCAAUGCACACGCUGCUGUAAUGGCAUUGUUGGCACCAUUGUAAAGGCCCGGGACAAACUCUACCAUCCAGACUGCUUCAUUUGUGAUGACUGCAGCAUCAACCUAAAGCAGAGAGGCUACUUCUUUAUCGAGGACAAUCUGUAUUGUGAGACCCACGCCAAGGCACGAGUCCAGCCACCUGAGGGCUACGAUGUCGUGGCCGUGUACCCCAACUCCAAGGUGGAGCUGGUCUAAGAUGAAGAGAAUGGCUUUCAUUUGCAUCAGUAAUGGGAAACAGAACAUAGUAGAAUUAGGCUACUGAGCAUCCUAGCCAGCACUGAUCAGGCUCUGUCCAGUAGGACUGCUGAUGUUGGAUCAGUUUUGCCUUCUUUGGUCCGGAGAGUUGUGUUAAACUUUAAUGAUCCCAGAUCAGUACUCUCACACUGACAGGUUUGAUAAAUGCUUUGCAUAGUGAAAUAUGUAGACAGGUUGAGGCCUGGAACUGAUACAUUUCCAAAAAACAUUCUCCUGAAAACUGCUAUCAUUAAUCUAUUGUGUUUGAACCUAAUUCAAGAGAAACAGCUGAAUAAGUUUUGCUCAUACUCGGAGAACAGUAUUCAUGUGCACAGUCUGAUAACAAUUAGUUCAGUAGCCUGACAUUCUGUAAUUUAGAAAAUUCUCAAGUACACAUUGCAAAAAGAAGACAAGGAGAAUUCAAAAACUAUUUUGUUUCUUGUUCUUUUAUAAUCUGCAGUUUACACUCCAAUGCAGUUCGCAGGGAUCUGUAGUUCAAAUGUUGGUUGAAGGGCUUAAAUUGUCAUUUAUCACUGCUACAGGUAAAUAUUUUACUCAUGCUGCUUCUAACUUACUGGCAGUUCUAUUUUUAGACUUUUCAGUUUUGCAGUUAAGGCUAUUUUUCUCAUAUUAGCUCACUUUUCCACAGCUCUCACAUGAAAUUUACUAUCAAAUGUCAUCCAGAAGCUUUGUAAGCAGAUUUAAGGAAUGUAUCUUGUAGUAAACACCUUUGUAUACAAGAAGAACUACUCGGCCCUACAGUUAUUUUCACCUCUAGUAAAAAAAUAAAUUAUUUUCACUGCAACACCAGAAUCUUUGGUAACAGGGAGUUUGGUGUCAAAUUAAAUAUUGGACCUAAUCCAGCCUUGUUUUGCAGUUGUCUUAAAGGUGCAUGGUCACACAUGACUUUUUGAAAUGUAUACGCCAGCAGUCACAGUUUUUUUGUUUGUUUUUCCUAAUUGUAAUAGUACAUAAAUAGACAUGAAACAAACAUCACAAGUAGAUAUAUUGAUUUGUUCCUACUUUGAUUCUUUUCCUAUUUUUGUUUGUUUGUUAAGAACAAGAAUCUUGUUUUUUCUUGGUGUUCUGAUAAGUGGCUCUGGGGAGGAAUCACUAGAACUUAAGAGUUGCUGUAGAUUAAUGUUUUUGGUUAAGAUUUGCUCUUUGACUUUUGGCAGCUGUUGCUUUACAGCUUUAUUAAGUAGCUGUAUUCUGAUAGCUCCUUUGCUCUGUCUGCAGAUGCCGUACAUGUCUGUUUAUGUCUGUUCAUAAAGCCCGUUGCUGGAAUUCCAUUUAGGCUCAAAAAGGACUAAACACUAUUAAGACAGUCGCUUGGUGUAUUUAGCCUUAUUUUAUGAUCAAUUCUUUUGUUUUGUUAUUUUGUCUGGGCAUAUAGUGUGACUAUGCACCUUUAAAACUUUCAAUUGUUGUUUUGAAUAUAGUGUAGGUCAGAAUUAAUUGUGGCACAUGGCAAAUGUAGUUGCCAAUAUUGCCAAAGGCGCCGUAAAAUAACCGUAUGUGCAGAAGAUAAGUUUAAAACUUUGAUAAAUAACAAUUACUACUUAGUUUUCAUGCAAGUUUAACAAGUGACAUGAAAAUGAUACGAAACCUGAGUUUUAUGACAAAUAAACUCUCUGUCCCAGAGCCUGGAGACGGGCCAUUUGGAGCAGAUUAUAAAGGUUAUUCUGAGGAUGUUUUCUUUCCUUUGCACCUGACUGGGAGAGGAAUUUCAGUUAUCGCUGUGAAGCAUUCCUUUUCAUAAAAACAAGAGUUCCCUGGGUAUUUUUAAAGCCUCCUCGGGCUGACACAAGUAUCCCCUCUACUUCUCCUGACAGCUUUUAAUAUGGCUUUGUGCAUUUGUGUCCAGAGACAAAGCCAUGGAAAAACGGCUUUAGAUCAAACUUAAAACUUGUAAACGGGGAGUUCACUGCCUACAACAUGUGGGAGUAAUACCCUCCGUUUCGGUUUUUCUUGGAACAGCAUCUACUUGGAAGAGAAAAAAUUGACAGAAGUUGGAAGCAAGCAUCUUUUUUUGUCUCCAUCUUACUGUGAAUUCAUGACUCUGAUUAGAGCCAGGGUCAUAAAGCAAAUGAAAUAUGUUUCGACAUUUCCUUUAAGGAGAAAGGACAAAGUGUCAAGAGGGGAUGAGAGACCAGAAACGAGUUAGAUGACAUCUAACUUCCUUUCUUAGAAGAAGAAAAAAAA
Molecule: messenger RNA, 3488 nt
Organism: Cyprinodon tularosa
Lineage: Eukaryota; Metazoa; Chordata; Actinopteri; Cyprinodontiformes; Cyprinodontidae
Gene: pdlim4
Product: PDZ and LIM domain 4
Exons: 7
Coding region: 150-1244 (364 amino acids)
Biological process (GO): heart development; muscle structure development; actin cytoskeleton organization
Cellular component (GO): filamentous actin; Z disc; adherens junction
Molecular function (GO): muscle alpha-actinin binding; actin binding
Source: RefSeq, a predicted model, not a curated record